This is a messenger RNA of Tuber aestivum (summer truffle), 1147 nucleotides long. NCBI's taxonomy places the organism in Eukaryota, Fungi, Ascomycota, Pezizomycetes, Pezizales, Tuberaceae. The record is from the annotation of a GenBank genome assembly.
GAGUAUUAUUAUUUAUUUUUUUCUUUUUUAUCCCCCCUCCUCCUACCUAUCUCCAAUCCUUUCGAGAGUUUCCUCUCCGAGAAAGAGGAAUAUUCCAUAUAUACAUUUAUAUAUCAAAAGAGGAGCACCCGGCCAAUCAAGAAAUGAUUCACCAAAACAAAUCAGAUGCCAUCAGCCGGUCGAUCACUACCAACGACUCGUCCGAAAUCAUGGCGAUUGCAGCGUCCCCACGAUAAGGGUAACAUUGCAAAAGGCGAUCAAGAAAAGUAUCAGCAUAAACUGUAAUUACCGCCUCACCCCCCUCCCCCCCCCCCUUCCCUCUGACCAGCCAACCACCCCUACCCCUUUUAUCAAUGGCACAGCAUUGAAUGGUAAUAACGGGCGGAACAACAGUCUGAAAGCCGUCCAAAACUUCGUUAUAGGCGGGAAUCAGCCAAAUCUCGAUAUAAUCGCAAUCUCUUUUGAGCAUAAAUGUUUCAGCGAGGCCAGAAACAGAGUACUCCCCUCCUCCCCCCUCCUACAACCCCCUCACUUUGCAUCCUCGUCAUCACCAUCGUCAUCACCAUUGCACUAACGCUGACAUGUGUGAAAAACUACAAAGGCAGAGUACAUAUCUGCGAUAAACGCCAAACUCCGCGAAUGGAACUACGACGACAUAUCUGACGAUGAUACCGCACCCUCCUCCUCCCCACAGCCCAGCGUCAAAAAGCAAAAAACGAUCUCCCCGUCACCACCCUUACCCACUGCCUCCGCCAGCACCAUAACGAGCAACGCGACUACCACCACCACCUCCACCAAUACCGCCUUGUCCUCAUCGCCGAGUCAGCCCUCUAGCCCGCCGUUGCCACUACCCUCACAUCCGAUGGAGACGAUCAAGACCAUGACCACGCAUUUACCCACACCUCCCCAAGGGAAGAUCCCAGGCGGGGGAGGAGGGGGAGGGGGAGGGGACUUUGUGCACUUGUUUGAUCCAAAGGUGCUCGACAAGAUCGAUUUGAACGAUCCGGCGAGACGCGCGGAAUGGGUUGGGGCAGUAUGGGAGUACUUCAAUGGUGGGGGCAGGUGGGGCUCAGGGCGGCGGGACGGGGAGAGAGAGGAUGGUGAUGAGAGCAUGGUGGACGGAUGGGAUCGAGAUGGGGGGUGGGUG